This is a messenger RNA of Dendrobium catenatum, 829 nucleotides long. Its product is annotated as transcription repressor OFP13-like. Gene Ontology annotation, biological process: negative regulation of DNA-templated transcription. Bases 149 to 784 code for a protein of 211 amino acids. The transcript has a single exon. The record is from RefSeq and is a predicted model, not a curated record. NCBI's taxonomy places the organism in Eukaryota, Viridiplantae, Streptophyta, Magnoliopsida, Asparagales, Orchidaceae.
CCACAUCUACCUUGUUUUCCCUUUCCCUCUCUCAUCUUCCUUGAAAACAAUAUCAUCCCUCUCUCUCUCUCUCUUUAAUGUCCCCACAACACCAAACUCUCUCUAUCUGUCUGUGUGUUUCUCAAUCUCCUCAGCAAACUAGAAGGAAAUGGGAAGGAAAUUGCUCUUUAACUCUCUUCUCUUCUCCAAUUCUUCUUCUACUUCAUCUUCCUCUUCUCCUCCAUGUAUUUGGCCUUCUUGUAGCAAACCAAGGACUGAUUCCUUCAGAGUCUUAACCUCACCUCUCCUCACUAUCUCUAACUCACUGGAGUCUUCAGCUGAAGAAGCUUCAGAGAGCUUCUUGGCAGAGAAAUUGACGGAGAAGACUGCGGCGGAAGUAGUGUUAGAUGGGCUUCGAUCCGACAGGCUUUUCUUCGAUCCGAGUGGCGGCGAAACCAGGUCGAUAACCUCGGGCUUCGAUGGAGGAGUGGCGGUGGCAAUGGAGUCGACAGACCCUUAUAGGGACUUCAGAGCUUCUAUGGAAGAGAUGGUGGAAGCUCAUGGAGAUAGAGAGUGGGAAUGGUUACAAAACAUGCUUGUCUGGUUUUUAAGAGCAAAUGGAAAGGGGAAUCAUGGCUUAAUAGUUGGAGCUUUUCUUGAUUUGGUUGUAGGUUUUGGUGCUUCUUCUCCUUCUUUCUCUUCAGCUCCUAAUGAUAAGAACCCUCUUUGUUCAUCAUGUUCCUCUAACUCUUCAUAUAUCUUUGAGAUUGAAGAGGUAGGGGUGAAGAGAAGUGGAAAUGGGUAGUUGUUUUUUAUUCUUACUUUUAUUAUUUUGAAAAUUUAUUGUGUA